AUGAACUUGGAAUCGUCCGUUGUUUCCUCGAUGUCCAAGUCCGUCGAGUCAGUUAGCGGAAAAAAGAAUAUCCUUAUCAGUGGUCUUCAAAAGCCCAUUGAUAUCGUAUUCCCGCUUUUUGAUCAAAUGAAUACAAUUGCAAAGGUCCCUAAAAUGGUUAUGUUUAUCGUUUCGCUUUUCUUCGAUUUACAGGCCUUCUUAGUUUCCAUGUGGCCUAUUUCAAAUGCAUUUGAUUUAUCAGACCCAACACAUUAUCCAGUUCUUCAUUGGGCACUUCAAAUCUUUUGGUUUACAAACAUUAACGACAUAGACUCUUCACUCCAAUACCAGCUUAUCAUUGCCAUUGUCGCAGCUAUUUUAUCCGUUGGCUGGCUUGGUUUUGAAUUGUUCUAUUAUAAGGUUAAGAAAUCUUUCAUCACAUGGUCAUUAUGGGUACAAAAGGUCAUUUUCGAUAUCAUCACACCAAUUUGCCUCUAUCCAUGCGCUUCUUUAGUCUCAUUUGCUUUCAAGACAUUACAUGAUACAGGCAACAACAAGUAUUGGGUACAUCUUGUUCUCGGUGCUGUUUGCUAUGUCGUCCUCUUUGCUAUCACAUCCAUUGCUAUGACAUUAAGUAGCCGUACCGUUAUCUUAACAAAUACUCCAUUCCCAUUAGUUGAUCACAGAUUAUUCAUCAACCACACAAUGAUCAACUCCUUGAUGAUUGUCGUUUCAUUCAUACUCAGUAUCUUCCCUAACUACUACAUGGUUAUCGUUUACAUCUGCCAUAUCUUAGCUAAUGUCUACAUUCUUACAAUUGUCACCAACUUCCCAUUCUACAAGAUUCUUGAUAAUGCGAUUUACUGCUCUAUCACAGUUUCCACGAUUAUCAUGGAUCUUUUGUUCAUUGGUAACAACUUCAUGAAGGCAGGUAAGGAGUACCUUAGAAAGUGGAUUCCAUUUAUUGUCGGUUGCGCCCUUCUUGUUGUCUUGACCGUUGCUUUCUACUACAUGUUCUUCUUCAUGGCGAAAAAGAUCAAGAAGCAAUUCAAGUACACAUCCAACGAAAUGACAGAAGAAGAGAAGUACGCAGUGUUCGACGAACUCAAGCUCGACCAAUCAGAGAACAAAGCCAUGAAAUACCUUUAUGUAUCUUUUGUUCAAAUGGGCAAGAUGUUCGUUGAUAUGUCAUACGUUGCCUAUCUUACAAACCAUUACGACUCCAACAGAGUUCUCUGCUGCCUUGCACAAGUUGUCGCAUUCUUCCCAUCCGAAAUGCGUAAACUCAACAACAUUUUCAAGAUGAUCAUUUCACAGAGAAAUCUCACAUUCGGUGACCGCUUCGUUGUCUUCCAGAUUGGCCGUAUUCGUGCUCUCCGUGCUUCCUCUGUUUCCAUUGAUGCAAACGAGAAGAUUUUAGUUCUCAGAAACCUCAACAACGAGUGUGAAGCCAUGAUGAGACACUUCUGGAACCUUCCUAAUCCAAAGAUCUCCUUCUGCGAGAAAGUUUCCUCCACAACAUCCAAUGCUUUGCUUCUUUGGAACGAAGCCAUCAACCACUAUCCAAACAACGCAAAGAUUUCAUACGAAUACUCCAGAUUCAGAUCAGAGACAAUGGCUGAUUUAGAAGGCGCCAUUUACCAACAGGAGAGAGGUGACCAGAUUGAAGUUGGCCGUAACUUCGCUGUCGAUGCUUCCUUCAGAUCAUUCAUCAGAAUGUUCCCAUCAUACAUCUUAAACAACGUUUUGGAUGAGAAGGGCAAGAGAAUCAUGAAGAAGCAGGUAAACAACGGAAAGGGUUCACAGUCAAUGCAGACAUCCGGAUCAAACUCAUCACAGAGAUCAUUGAACUCUUCUUCAAAUGAUAUCACAAUCGAUGCCGAAAUGGAAGAAUCCAUUGGUAAGAAGAUUUUCAAUCACUCAAGAAUGAGAUUAGCUUUACACCACGCUUUAGAAACACGUAAAUCCUCCAUCAGGAAAUACUUCAUCAUCUUCUCAUUCAUCACUCUCAUUGCUACAAUUGCAAUCUUUGUGUUCUUUAACGUAUUCCAGACAGAAAAGUUCAAGAUCCGUAAGGAGUCCGUUGUCUACAUAAACUCUGCUACAAGAAUGAGAUUCCUUGAAAACGUCGCCAUCUUCCAAGUCUGGGCACACUGGGCAAAGAAUGUUGGCCGCAUUUCUAACUGGGAAGAUUCAUUCAAGGCAUAUUGGGCAGCUGAUAAAUCAACAUUCACAGAGUACGUCAAACUCGAUGAAGAACUUCCAACACAGAUCACAUCAACUGUUAAGGAUGCUGCAUCAGAGUUCGAUGUAAUUCUCGGCAACCUCGCUAACCUUGCUGCAGAAGGUAUCAAUGUCUACACAAUGGCUUCAACAUUAGUUUCUGAAACAUGCGAUUUCAGAUUCUGCUACAACUCAUCUGAUAAGGGUGAUGUCAAGUCAACUUUCAAGGAUAAGUAUAUCUACAUGUUGCACUUGAACAAGAUGAUCGCUGGUACAACAGAUGUCAAUGGAAUCUUCACAGCAAACGAUUUCUGUGAGUUGAUGAGGAACUCAGACACAUUCCCAAUUGAUGUCUCAACAAUGUUCACAUCAUUCCUUAACUCCGCACAGAAGGAUGGUGAAGAUCUCAGACAGAUCCUUUCUUAUCUCCAGAUCGCCGCUCCAAUCAUCGCUCUCAUCAUCUCAUUCGUUCCAAUCUGCGUCACUGUUAUCGCUUUCGUUCACUCCGUCAACAAGACACUCAAGAUCUUGAGCUCUAUGGAUGAUGAAGCUAAGGAAGGCGCUAAAUUACCAAUCAGAAAGGAUAUCGAAGUUACACAGAACGCAUCAUCUGAAAACAUCAAGGCUUACUCAUUCACAUUACUUUCCAUCAUCAUCUACUUCGUUUUCGCUGUUGCUAUCACUGUCACAGCAUUCCUCUUCGCAAAAGAAAUGGGAUCAUCCAAUGAUACAAUCUCAAAGAUCUCACAGUGGUUCUACUACGCUGCUUCUAGAUCAGCUACAACUGGUGAAACAAUUGUCGAAAUCAUGAACGUCAUUGUUUUGUCCGGCCCAGAUCCACCAAAUGUCUCAUUCAUGAACAUCUCAUCUAACAAAGAUAGAUUCACAACAGACUUAGAGUCAAUCCUUAACAACAACGAAUACCUUCUCCGUGGUACAGAUGAUUCCCCAGCUUUCUCUGGUUACGAUACAGAGAUUGAUAAGCUCCACUACGCAGAACUUUGCACAGCAAACACAAAGGCUACUGAUAUGCACGAUCUCUACAGAUGCGCUUCAGCAACACACCAGUUAGCUGUCUUCAAGGAUCUCGCAAACGAAGUCCAGGCCAGACCAGAAUACUUCGGCGGCCGUGUCAACAUCACAUCAUCCCUCAACUUGAUGCACAUUGUCACAGGACAUCUUUGGUACACACUCUUCAAGAUCAACUCAAAGAUGGUCGAUCUCGUCGAGCAGCGCUCUUCAAAGAUGAAGCGGACAAACAUCACAUGCACAGUCAUCGGUGUUGUCAUCGCUCUCGCUAACGUCGGCAUGACACUUUACCUUGUCUCAAGAGCUGAUGGCACAUACGUCAUCCUCAUCGCUCUCAUCAAGCGUCUCCAGCCAGCAAACAUUGUCGCUUCCAAGCCACUCAUGGACUUCUUACUCAACAGAAAGUCAAGAGAAGACGACAAGUCAAUGUCCAUCUCACAGUCUGUUGUCAGAAACUGCGCAGACUGCAUCAUCUACACAGGUGUUGGUGGAAUGAUUGAAAUGACAAACCCAGCUGUUUCAACAAUUCUUGGUUACACACCAGAUCAGUUACUUGGUCAGCCAAUUGGCAGAUUCUUCAGAUCCGAUGAUUCCGAGAAGCUCGAGAAGCAGAUGGAAUUGAUGAAGAACAAGCAGUCUGGUUCAACAUACGAAGACAAGUUCACAUGCAUCUCAGACUCUGCUCGCGAAGUUUCCUUCCAGAUCAGAUUAAUCGGUAUGAAGAACGAAGGAUCCGAUGAUAUUUCCUCAUUCGUCUUCAUCAUGUCCGAUAUCACAAAGCUUCUCAAGCAGAUGAAGGAAGCAGAAGAUGCCAAGCAGAAGUCAGAAACAUUGUUGUUCCAGAUCCUUCCAAAGGACAUCGUUGUCAGACUUGGCCGUGGCGAAAAAGAUAUUUCAUUCACAGUUCCUUCAGCUUCUAUCAUCUUCAUCGAUAUUGUCAAGUUCUCUGAAUACGCUGCUUCUUUGACACCACAGGAAAUCAUGGGUAACUUGUCAACUGUAUUCGCUGCAUUCGAUGAAAUGGUUAAGAAGUAUCCUAAGAUCACAAAGAUCAAACUGAUCGGUGAUGUCUACAUGGCUGCUGCUGGUCUUUUCGAUGAACAAGAUGAUCCUGCUUCACACGCUAAAGAUAUGGUCAACUUCGGUCUCGACUGCUUAGGUGAAUUAGACGAAGUCAACGUUAAACUCAAUGCAUCAUUAGAAGUUAGAAUUGGUAUUAACACAGGUGGUCCUCUUCUCGCUGGUGUUCUUGGUACUGAUAAGCCUGUCUUCGAUAUCAUUGGUGACCCAAUUAACAUCGCUGCUCGUCUUCAGAGUACUGAUAUCGCUGGACGUAUCCAGAUUUCUAAGGCUACGAAGGAAUACAUCGAAAAUAGUAACUUUAACAUCGAAGAAAGAGGUGAAGUCUUCCUUAAGGGUAAGGGUAAGCAGAUGACUUACUUAGUUACACCACUCUCUGGAAUGAUGCACAUCACUUCUUCACUCUCACAAUCUAAGCUUGGUGCAUAA
This is a messenger RNA of Trichomonas vaginalis G3, 4740 nucleotides long. Its product is annotated as guanylate cyclase protein. The transcript has a single exon. Lineage: Eukaryota; Parabasalia; Trichomonadida; Trichomonadidae. Gene Ontology annotation, biological process: receptor guanylyl cyclase signaling pathway; intracellular signal transduction; cGMP biosynthetic process. Gene Ontology annotation, molecular function: guanylate cyclase activity; peptide receptor activity. The record is from RefSeq and is a predicted model, not a curated record. The coding region runs from base 1 to 4740 and encodes 1579 amino acids.